AAGAAAUGUCGUGACACUUCUGUCAUUCUGUCAAAAACACAAAAAUUAGAUUUUUCCAAAUGCUCCAAAAACCUAUGAUCUCUGUUUACUAACUGUUGAUAAACUAAUUCGAACUAAAAGAUGCUUAAAUUCAGUGGGAGUGUAAUUUGGAGGUUAGGAAGUCGAGCGACCCUGAGGCAGUACUCCAGUGUCGGAGCCACAGUCGCGAAGACGGACAAGCUGGAAGUUGACGGAAGUUUACCUAAUAAAAAUGCCCAAAGCGCAGGACACGAUAAGGACACCAAGUCAGGUUUAGUAGCAGCAGCAUUUGCGACACUAAAUUCUCCAGAGACAGAUGAACCUAAGCGGCCCAGCCCCAAGUCGGUGAAGCAGAGCCGCACGCAGCAAAUGGACAUGGUGAUUGUUAAGGCUACAGACAUUAAUGGCUUGUUGGCUGUGGCGGAGAACCCGGUUGUAUCAAGGAGGCAUGCUUUGAAGAUGGUAUCAAUCCUAUCAGACUGGUCCACCUCCAACAAAGUGAAGAUCACAGACUUCGAGAAGGACCCUCGCUUCCUGAAACUCUGUCGGAUUCUGGCACGCACCAGCACUACUCAGGCUAUGAGCUCUCUCACCAUGGCCGAAGAUCUGAGCACUGUGCUUGGCAUCACGGGGGAUGAUGAGGCGGCUAGAUUGAUUGCUAAUCUCACGCUGCCGCAGAUGGUUAAGGUGAUGCGAGCUCUUCAUCAAAAAGGCCGCCGCAGCACGCCCCUGCUCCGAGCGCUAUCAUACAACAUAACGCGCCAGGCCGACACCAUAGACCUCAAGAAAUCUGCUGACCUUCUGUUCUCUAUGGCCACACUUAACUUUCCCGAUCCAUUGUUGCUGGAUAGAAUAUGCAAAGACGUAAUUGAAUGCCUACCAGCCAACAAAGACAAGCCAGCAGUGGUCAACUCCAUUAUAGUAUCCCUCGGACUUCUAAAAUACCGCCAUGAGCCAGCCCUCACAGCCAUCACGGAGUGGAUACAAACGCAUAUUCAAGCAUGUCGCGCGGGGGACAUAGCGUCUGCUGUUGUAACAUUAGCUACAGUGGAUUUUGAACCGCCAAAUAGUGAUAAAUUAUUCAAAGCAGCAGAAUCCCUGAAAGAAGAGGAGAUGGCCAAGUCGUCCGCGUGGUUGGAUCUCGUGUUCGCCCUACUCACACUCGACAAGGCGCAGCCGCACCAACUGGUGUCCACGAUUCAACCAGAAUUCAUCGAUAAAUUGCUUUCACUGGGAGAGAUCCUCAUCCCCUCCCGCCGCAAGCUAAUGGCCAUCGACGCGUACCUCCAGCUAACCACCCCCUCCUCCCCGCGCCUCCCCUCCGACAUCUCCGUCGGCGUGCCCCUGGUGUACACUAAGGAGAAGACGCUAUACGUGCACUCCAUCAUGGACACUUUUAGAAGUUUGGUGUCCGCUGAUGCGUUUAUGAAACGGGAGUGUAAUAGCGGCAUGGGAUUUCUGUAUGACGCGGAAUUCGCGAUAGAUUCAAAAUGUCAUCCAGUACCAUUAGAAAAAGCAGCAAAUGACAAAAGCGUAUUCAGGAUAGCAGUGCUGGGCCUGGAUUACCACGACCUCACGAGAAAGUCAGCGGUGCCGCUCGGCAUCUACCAACUAUACACCAGGAUGUUACAACUUAAGGGCUUCAAAGUGCUACAAAUCCCAUACACGGAGUUCAACCCGCGCGACAAACUGGUCACACGAGUGCAAUACAUCGAGAAGCGACUAAAGGAGAUUAUUAGCGAUAAGUCCGCCUCAUAGAGCCGCGAACAAUGUAAAUGUGUACAGAGUUAAGUAUCUGUUUUAUUAGUAGAAGAAUUUAUAUAUGGAUGAAAUGUAUUAUGUUAGGGACCGUCCGUAGUGUCUGCCAACUUGUGCUAAAUCGAUAUUAAAAAUUUGGCAUUGACAUUUCGCACUAAUAAAUAGGGUGAUCUUGUGCUGUCCCUACAUUUCAAGUAUGGUCCCUUGCGCGUUAGGAUCUGCCAUCUUGUGCUCUUAAUCAGAAUGAAAAACUAAACUAAACGUCAUUAAACACGAGACUUCUGUGCUUGAAGUUCACGCAUGAUCCGUACGUCAUAAGUUCAUAGAAGUUUGACGUUUAAAAUAACACUUGCACUGCGUGUGCUAUCAAAAAAAAAAAAAAAAAAAUUCAAAACAUAUUUAUUUCAUAGCUUGGAUGAUACAUAGGUGAAGUACAGUGAUCCCCACACUAGGCUUAGCCUGUGACGUUAAAUCGUUGCAGACUUUUCUUGGUCUAACUCUAGGGAUUUAAUAACAUUUUGCAAAUAUGUUCGCGCUCUAGUGUAUAUUUAGGGAAACAUAUUGAAACUAACUGGGGUUAUUGUUUAUUAAUUUAUUGUUGACUAAAUCAACUUUAAGUAUAUUUUUUCAUUUAAUGUUGUUCUAUUUAUGUACUCGAUAAAUAACAUACAUUUUAGGAUCAAUGUUUGUUCUUUAAAACACACGUACGUAGAGUAUAAAUGUGUCGCUUAGCUUCAAUCUCGGAUAAAUCCAAUCUCCACACUCUUAGGAAAUAUAUAUCUGCCCUUAUUACCUUUUCUACCAAAAUCCCAAAAUUAUCAGUUGGAUUUAUCAGAUUUUGAAGUUGAGCGAGUCAAAUAUGUGGUGCUCACAUCACAUAUGAAGAAAAAUACAGAAAAUCUGUUUUCAAAGUAAUGCAUGUACAGUCAGUUCAAAAUGAUCUUGACGCGACUUUAUUGUUAAGAGAAUAAGAGCGUGUCAAGGUAAUUUUGAACACCUCGCCCGCAUAGCAACUUCUGCUGCUGACUGUACUGUAGGGCACUUAUAUAUAUGGUAACAUCAGUUGAGUUUUUUUUAACUCGGCGCUAAGUUAUCAUUGAACGCUGUGAAUAAUCGUAUGUACAAAUAUCAUCCUUAUUGUAUUAUCAUUAGAAUCCAUGUUGCAUUAGCACUGUAAUGGCCCUCUUAUCGUUUUUCUUGUCAUACUUAUACAUAAUUAAUUAAUUAAUUAAUUACAGACUUAAUAUACCUAAAUUUGUUACAGUACUCGUAAUGUUCAAUUUGGCGAUCAGAGGGUGAUCCAUUCACAUAGUUUUACAUAUUUGUUGACUAGUAAAAUUUGACUACGUAAGAGUAUGAAUGUAAAGCCCUCGGGGUCAGAAUCGGAAUUCAGUUUUAAGUUUUAAAC
This is a messenger RNA of Cydia splendana, 3184 nucleotides long. Its product is annotated as FAST kinase domain-containing protein 4. The transcript is spliced from 11 exons. Gene Ontology annotation, molecular function: protein binding. NCBI's taxonomy places the organism in Eukaryota, Metazoa, Arthropoda, Insecta, Lepidoptera, Tortricidae. Gene Ontology annotation, biological process: regulation of mitochondrial mRNA stability. Bases 121 to 1776 code for a protein of 551 amino acids. The record is from RefSeq and is a predicted model, not a curated record.